GCUGGUAGAUGCGGGCUAGCUAACCGGUUAGCCGUCUGAGCUGCAUUUGCCUCUUUCUUCGGGGUAAAACAUAAAGGAACGGCCGUGCCAACCCGUCAACAACGGCUUUUCUGAAAGUCGCCAUGCCGGUUCACUCGCGGGAGAAGAAAGAGAGCAACCACGAAGAAAUGGAGGUGGACUUUCCGGAGCAAGACGGCAGCAGCACAGACGAGGAGGACACCGUUAGCUCGUCCGUGUCUGAAGAUGGAGACAGCUCCGAGAUGGAUGAUGAGGACUGCGAGAGGAGGAGGAUGGAGUGUCUGGAUGAGAUGACCACACUGGAGAAACAGUUCACCGACUUGAAGGAGCAGUUGUACAAGGAGCGACUGAGCCAGGUGGACAUCAAGCUGCAGGAGGUGAUGGCUGGCUGUGCCCAAGAGUACCUGGAACCUUUAGCCAACCUGCAGGAGAACAUGCAGAUCAGGACCAAAGUGGCUGGAAUCUAUAGGGAGCUGUGUUUGGAGUCUGUGAAGAACAAAUAUGAGUGUGAGAUCCAAGCUGCUUGCCAACACUGGGAGAGUGAGAAGUUGCUGCUCUUUGACACUGUACAGAGUGAACUGGAGGAGAAGAUAAGACGACUGGAGGAAGACAGACACAGUAUUGACAUAACCUCAGAGUUGUGGAAUGAUGGAUUACACUCACGGAAAAACAAGAAAAAGGACCCGUUCUGCCCCGUCAAGAAGAAGAAGCCUGUUGUUGUUUCCGGACCUUAUAUUGUUUACAUGCUGCAAGAUCUGGAUAUUCUUGAAGACUGGACUGCAAUAAGAAAGGCGAUGGCAUCACUGGGGCCACACAGGGUGAAGGUGGAUGUCCCGGCAGCGAAGCCCGACAGACAUCACCACGUGGCACGCUCCGAGGACGGGCGACUUUUCUAUGACAACCAGUGGUACUGCAGGGGACAGGCCAUCUGUAUCAACAGGAAGGACGAGUACCCGACUAGUGCCAUCAUCACCACCAUCAACAACGACGAGGUGUGGUUCAAACGACUGGAUGGCACCAAGUCAAAGCUGUACAUCUCCCAGCUGCAGAAAGGCAAAUACACUAUCAAACACUCAUAAAAACACACACACACACACACGCACAUAUAGACAAAGACCAUCAUCUCUGCUGUGUUUCUUGUUGUCUCCUUUUUCUGUGUGGUAUCUUUUUACAUUCUACACAAACAGACACAUACCUCACUUCACUCCCUGUGUGCACAACAACAACAACAACAACAAAAAGAAAAAAACUGUCCAAAAAGUGACGUAUAUCAACUGGUAUAAGGAGACGUUCUACUCUGUAAAUAUGUAUAUGUGUGUUGAUAUUAUCGACAAGGUCACAAAGUGUCAUUUUCUCUGGAACGGAGAUCAAUGCAAAGUGCUGCUAAAACGAAAACGGAGGGAGAAAAACCGGAGCAGUAGCAAACUGUGAACCGCGGAGCUCAGUCGCGUGCCUUUCUGAGACAAGACGAUGCCUCGGCUGAUGUGGGGGUUAAAAAAAAGUAUAUAUAUAUAUGUAAAACAAAAAAAAAAACCCAAGCCCGGAACUAUGAAUCUCAACGCAGUGAAGCCUUACUCUGUGCUGGGUUAGCACCAGGAGGACUGAAGCGGGUCAGUGAACGAGUGAAUCCAGGUGAGGACGCCAUCGGCAGCGCGUUUGGUUCACCUCUCCGGACGCACGAGUUAGACUUGAAUUUCAUACAGAGCCUAAUAAAUCUGUGUCAGGCUCCCCAAGGGACCCUAGAACAAGUUUGAUUUAGUAAAAACGUGUCAAUAUGGAGACGGAGAACGAUUAAUCAAUAUUGAGUAAAUGGUUAUAUUGUGAACAUAAUGAGAUAAAGCUAUCCUUGGAGAAUACCUCCGGGGUUUUGUUUAAACCCACUUGGGACGCCACUGUACUAAAUGAUUUUAUUUUAAUGUUUUGGAUCUUUUACUGUAAUUUUUCCCCUACAUUUUUAAGUUCAAAACAAGGCCAGCCCUCUGCACUAAGUAAAACAGGAAAUCUGUAUUUAAAGCGUACAGUUAUGGGAGCUGCCCUGUAUAUAGAGACCUCGAUGUGUUUUGUGAUUCUUCUCUCCGUCUCCCCUCAUGUUGCCAUUCGUCAGAUAGUGCCUAGAACUUUACAUUUAACGCAGGAUGCAGGCUUUAGUUAAGUCAAGACUUGGAGUUUAACAACAACAAAAACAAAAAGCUCCACAGGUUCGGGCUUUUUUUCAUUUUUUUAUUUUUAUGUCUGUGGGGUCAUGAAAGCCUCAAAUCUGCAGUGCCAUUUUUCCGCAUUUUAUAUUCACUGUCCUCCUAUUGUCUUUGUUCCUUCCUCUUUGUUGUCACUUCUCUUUCCUUUUAUCUUCUUUCCUGUCAGUAAAAGUGUUCCUCAACACUGAUGUAUUAACAGUACAAAGAAAAAAAUCAAAACUUGUGUGUGUGUACGAUCCGUCCAAUCAAACCUUCUGUGUACAUUGUGUUUGAUUGACUGAAGGAAAUCUCGCAUUGUAUUUACGGUGCUUUAUUUUUUAGCAUUGCGCAUUUCAAAGUAUUACCUGCCAACAGUAUUGUAAAGAAAGGUGCUUGCAACAUAUAUCAUGAGGAAAAAAAAUGUCUGUGAAGACUCACGUGGCCUACACUGAGCAGAACUUUGGACAUUUUUGCUGCAAGUCUUGUUUUUCAUUUCAUUUUUUUUUACCUUUUUAAUGCAUCAUGGUUCCUUUUUCCACAUUACAGGUAAAAAAAAAAAUAAAAAAAUGUGACAUUGUGCCAAUGCAUGUACAACUGA
This is a messenger RNA of Stegastes partitus (bicolor damselfish), 2790 nucleotides long. RefSeq names its product BRMS1 like transcriptional repressor b (gene brms1lb). The transcript is spliced from 10 exons. NCBI's taxonomy places the organism in Eukaryota, Metazoa, Chordata, Actinopteri, Pomacentridae. Bases 123 to 1097 code for a protein of 324 amino acids. The record is from RefSeq and is a predicted model, not a curated record.